Molecule: messenger RNA, 276 nt
Organism: Penicillium odoratum
Lineage: Eukaryota; Fungi; Ascomycota; Eurotiomycetes; Eurotiales; Aspergillaceae
Exons: 1
Coding region: 1-276 (91 amino acids)
Source: RefSeq, a predicted model, not a curated record
AUGUCCGCUAAGUCGGAACAGCGCCGUCCGAAUUUCGCCGGAUUCCCCGAUGUGAUAGUCUCUACUCCACAGAUUCUGCGAUUUGGAUUUGCUGGUUCCGCUAAAAAGCUUCCAAAUAUGAUUAGCUUGAAGCUGGCAUUGCUUAUCUGUUUCUGCAAGGGAAGAUGCUUAUUUGAAUCGCUUAUCUUGAAUCACCGUCUUCGCCGGGUUCGCCGGUCACCUCGCCAAAAACGUCUGGCUCCCCGCAGCUGGAAGUUUGCCGAGUUCCAAGGUUGA